Molecule: messenger RNA, 1557 nt
Organism: Triticum turgidum subsp. durum (durum wheat)
Lineage: Eukaryota; Viridiplantae; Streptophyta; Magnoliopsida; Poales; Poaceae
Source: the annotation of a GenBank genome assembly
AUGGGCAAUGUACUUGCAAUGCCUGCACAUGUUUUCCAGACAGCUCAACAGAACCAUGUGGUUGUGGUUGCGGAGGAAACAUUCAGAUUAUGUGACGUGGAUCGUCUGUCUCAAGUUACCAGAAAACUGCACCGGUCCAUUGAGCAGCACCCCCACUCAAAGCAGGCAGACACGACGUGCUGUGUCUCAGCUGAAAGGAGAAGCCAUGACAGUUAUCCAUCGUCUGAUGAUGGUGAUGUUCCAGAGUGGCACCUUCAUUUUUCCAACCGGGCCAAUCCCCUCCCCCUAACCGACAAGCGGCAGCUUCAUUAUCGAUCACAUAUGUAUAUGGAAACUGAGGGUCUUGAAUGUAUCUUACCUGACCAUAUGGCCCAACUAGAAGACAUUGUACGCCACCACACAGUGGCUGUUGGUCCUGGUUACGAGGAAGAGCUACUCCAACACCUCCCACACAGCACAGAUGCGUUGACCAGCCUUUUCAAUGAACUGGAAAUUCGGUUGACCAGUAUUAGUCCUGAAUGUGAAGAUUUUCCCAUCAGGUUGAAAACAUACACAGAAUUGCUCUGUUUGAUUAAAGGGCAGUUAUAUGACGAGAGUAGACCAUUUAGGGAAUUUAAGAUAGGCUACUUUGCACAGUUUGCAAAACACCCUAUAGAAAUUCUCGUGAAAAUUGCAUUUCUUCUCAGCAAGAUGGAGUGGUCUGUCACUGAUAUUUGUCCAAUGAUGCUUGCAUAUGAGGCAGUUAUGGAUGUUGUUCCUCUUAUCCAAAAAUUAAUUCCCAGUGAAUCUGAUGAUCUCUUACCCGAGAUUAAAAGUAACAUCUGGGAGUCUUUCAGGAAAAUAGUUGGCAGUAUGGGGGAUCCUCAGGGUGGUGCCAUUCACUCAGUGACAUGUUCCCUGGUAGACUCAGUGAAGAUUAUCCAUAGUCACAAACAGUUAGUGCAAUCUUUUGCUCCUGAUGAUGACAGCCACUCGUUUGGAAAUCUUCUGUCUGGCGUGAUUGGAAGGUGGAUAUCUGCACUCGAGAAACAUCCGAUGUCAGAUAGUCGGCGGAAGAACAUUUUCAUGCUGAACAACAUGAGUCAUUUAAAGGGGAAGACAAAUGUUCUGUUAGAUGAUUUGCUGCCUCUGCAGCAUCUUGAUUUUCCUUAUCCUGAUUAUUUCAAAUUACUCACAGAUAUCUGGAUCCAGGGUUACCUGGUAGAUGCUUGGAAGCCAGCCUUAUAUUUUCUGAGUUGCAAGUCUUGGUGGGUUAGUCGGCAUUCAUCCUUGGUUAAAUUUACCUCAACAUUCAAUGGGAUUUUUGAUCAUCAGAAAACUUGGGUGGUUCCUGAUCCUGCUCUACGGGAAACUCUAAGAGUCCGUAUAAAGGGGCAUAUUUUGCCAACAUACAGAGCUUUCUUGGUGAAGUAUCCAGAUACUGGGCCGUCUGGUUGUUUGUGUUUGUGGGGAGGUUCAGCAGAAGAGAUAUAUAGCGCAGAGAGUUUGGAGCUGGUGGUGGACACGAUAUUUGAAGGAGGAACUGGACAGCCUACUUGUCCUUCCCUUUCUCCUUAG